CACACCAUGGCGGCAGUGCAGACUCCAUCCGUACACACACACCGGCUAAAAAACACAUUAGAAACUGUUGCGAAGGGAAAGUACAAUAUAACAGGUAGCAUAUCAUAUAUUGUAUGAAUGUAAAGAUAGGAUGAAGAAAGUAGUGUUGGUAACCGGUGCGAACAGUGGUAUUGGCCUUGCCCUGUGUGAGCGUCUACUAAGCCAGGAUGCUCAGCUGCAGCUCUGCUUGGCCUGCAGGAACAUGCAAAGAGCUGAAGCUGCCCGUCAGGCUCUUCUAGUGUCUCACCCUCAAGCUCAAGUUUCUCUGCUGCACUUAGAUGUGGGUGACAUGAGCUCAGUGCUCAGGGCUGCUGAUGAGUUCAAGCAAAAGUACAAAAGAUUGGACUAUCUGUAUCUCAAUGCUGGAAUCAUGCCUAAUCCCAGGGUAGAUCUCAAAGCCUUUUAUAAAGGCUUGUUUUCUAGAAAUGUGGUUCACAUGUUUGCCACGGCAGAAGGUAUUCUGACCCAGGAAGAUAAGGUCACACCCAUUGGUUUGCAGGAGGUGUUUGCCACUAAUCUUUUUGGUCAUUUCCUUCUGGUGAGGGAACUGGAGCCCUUAUUGUGUCAGACGGACCACAAUUCUCUAAUGAUCUGGACAUCUUCCAGUAAUGCCCAGCGAUCGGCCUUUAGUCUAGAUGACAUUCAGCAUCAGAAAGGCCAUGAGCCCUACAGCUCCUCGAAAUAUGCGUCUGAUCUACUUAGCUUUGCCCUAAACCGCCACUACAACAGCCGGGGUUUGUACUCAUCUGUGAUCUGUCCUGGUCUGGUCAUGACUAACCUCACCUAUGGCAUUCUACCAUCAUUCUUCUGGACCUUCAUCAUGCCAAUAAUGUGGCUUAUAAGAAUAUUCACCAACACCUUUACCCUCUCACCUUACAAUGGAGCGGAGGCUUUGUUUUGGCUGUUCAUGCAGAAACCUGAGUCACUGGACCCAAUGGCCAAAUACCACAGUUUGACCUCUGGGCUUGGAAACAAUUACACCCAACCACGCAAGAUGGACAUUGAUGAAACUAUUUCAGAGGCCCUGUAUGUGAAGUUAUUGGAACUUGAGGAUAAAGUGCGUAAGAAACUGAGAGACGAGGAUCUAGAUAUCAAAGCAAAAAUCUAAUUGUGAAAUAUGUAUCAUGCAUUUCUAUCCCUACAAAGAAAUCUUCCUUAAUAUUUGUUUUUAUGAAUAUCAAAAGACUUUAUGAAAUGAUUGUGGUAGUCCAGCAUUGUUAUGAACUAUCAUGUUUUUUUUUACUUUUAUUUACAAACAAGUACUUACAUUGGCAAAUUUUAUCCAAAGUGACAUUCAAGGUACAUAUUUUAUCAGUUAUUGGUUUCCUUGGAAGUCGAACCCAUGAACUUGGGGUUGCUAGCACUAUGCUCUACUUUUUGAGCUACUUAUUACUAAUUAUUAAUUGCUAAUUAUUGUAAUAUUUACAUUAGUUUUGUUGCAGUGGAUUCCAAGGUGAAUGUUUUUUUUUUACCAUUGUAAGUACUGUGAACAGUUAGCAGUCUGUGACUCUGACAGAAAUGGGAUCACACAUCUGACAUGUAAUUUUAUCUAUUCCAUUUUUAUCUUGUCACCUAAAGGGUCUUCUUCCAAAAUUAUUUGAUUUAAUAAGAGUAUAUAAUAUAUAAAAGGCUAGUCUCUGUCAUCUCUUUCCAGCGAAUAAUUGUGUACCGGUGUGUGGAACUGUGUACAUUUUUUAUGAUUAAUAAAUUGCUUGUCAAAGUA
This is a messenger RNA of Pimephales promelas (fathead minnow), 1762 nucleotides long. It is a transcript of the gene hsd17b7, whose product is annotated as hydroxysteroid (17-beta) dehydrogenase 7. Gene Ontology annotation, biological process: cholesterol biosynthetic process. The record is from RefSeq and is a predicted model, not a curated record. NCBI's taxonomy places the organism in Eukaryota, Metazoa, Chordata, Actinopteri, Cypriniformes, Leuciscidae. Gene Ontology annotation, cellular component: endoplasmic reticulum membrane. Gene Ontology annotation, molecular function: estradiol 17-beta-dehydrogenase [NAD(P)+] activity; 3-beta-hydroxysteroid 3-dehydrogenase (NADP+) activity; 5-alpha-androstane-3-beta,17-beta-diol dehydrogenase (NADP+) activity.